AUGUGGCGGCCGUGGGCUAAAUCAACGGUUAAGAUUCACGACACCUCGUCUUCUCCUUUCUCUUUCUCCACUUUCAAGGAUAUUCAAAACCUUUGCACAGAGGAUCAUCCCUCCAGUCCCAUAAAAAAAUCCUCCUCCAUUUUCCACCGGGUCCGGGUCGCCAACACCUUCCUCCGCUCCCUCUCAUUAUCCUUACCCGAACCAGAACACGAUGUCUCUCCGACUCAUGACAAAACGGCAACACCACCGAUCCAAGAACAACCUUCUAUUACAAUCCCGGGUGCAGACAAACGAGUUGUCGUCUACUUCACAAGCCUACGUGUGGUCCGUUCAACAUUCGAAGACUGCAAGACCGUCCAAUCUAUCCUGCGUGGAUUUCGCGUUUUAAUCGACGAACGAGAUCUCUCAAUAGACGGGAGUUUUUUACACGAGUUAAAUCAGAUCUUUUCGAACGGUGGUGAUUGUGGUCUGAAGCUGACGUUGCCACGUGUUUUUAUCGGAGGGAGAUACGUGGGUGGGGCCGAAGAAAUCAGACAGCUUAACGAAACAGGUGAGCUCAAGAAAUUUAUAGAAGGGUUGCCUGUAGUGGAUUCUGGUGUUUGUGACGUGUGUGGUGGUUAUAGGUUUAUUUUAUGUGGUCAAUGUAGUGGGAGUCAUAAGUUGUAUAUAGAGAAAGCUGGGUUUAAAUCUUGCACGGCAUGUAAUGUGAAUGGUUUAAUCAGGUGCCCUUCUUGUGCUGUCUAA
Messenger RNA from Dovyalis caffra, 744 nucleotides. Lineage: Eukaryota; Viridiplantae; Streptophyta; Magnoliopsida; Malpighiales; Salicaceae. The record is from the annotation of a GenBank genome assembly.